Messenger RNA from Monopterus albus (swamp eel), 2929 nucleotides. It is a transcript of the gene tmed8, whose product is annotated as transmembrane p24 trafficking protein 8. The coding region runs from base 10 to 1884 and encodes 624 amino acids. Lineage: Eukaryota; Metazoa; Chordata; Actinopteri; Synbranchiformes; Synbranchidae. The transcript has 12 exons. The record is from RefSeq and is a predicted model, not a curated record. Gene Ontology annotation, cellular component: Golgi membrane.
AAUAUUGGCAUGGCAACACUUGGUUGUAAAGCCUGUCGAUGUCCACUUUCUACAAAGAUGGACAUAAUUUCUGGUUUGAGUAGUUUCGCUUUUGAGACUGGACUAAAUGAAGAUGACGAAAAGUUACUUUACCUUCGUGCGAGAUCGGCGGGCCUGACAUUUUGCGGAUGUGCGCACGCGGUUUACCUGUGCAAUCUGGUCCACUCACUGAGGUGUAUCAUCAAAAGUCACACUGCAAAAAGAGACUCGGUGGCAUCAGGAGGACACCAUGACCUCUGUGUGGGGAUACUUGGGAUGGGUCACAUGGGAAAACAGUUGCUCCUCUCCCUCCUGGAAAUGACUGGCAUCAAAUCAUCACACAUUCAAGUCUCCACUAGAAGACCAGAAUCUGCAGUGAAAUUUGUAAAGACGGGGGUUGAAUGUUUCUUUGACAAUCGCAGACUGGCAGCAUGGUCCGACAUUUUGUUUCUCUGCUGUCUGCCAUCUCACCUCCCCAGAGUCUGUGCUGAUCUCCACUCUCAUCUGUCAAAACACUGCCUUGUGUACAGCUUCACCUCUGCUGUGCCGGUCACCAGGUUGGCUAGACUUCUUGGGCACGACUUCAUUGUAAGACCACAGUAUGACUUUGUGGCUUGUGACACUGCAGAUGUGUGGCUGUCCUGCAGUCACUUGACCACUGCUUUGAAGGACCCUUUGCUGAUAGCGGCAUCAUGUCCUGUUACAAUGACUGGUGGCAUAUCUCUGGGUUUGAACUGGGUGUGCGUAGUGUUGUACAGCCUACUAAAUAUCUGCACUUCUGCUGGUCUGGGCUCUUGUGAUGCCCUGUCUCUGAUCAACAGCCUCUUCAAAGAGAAAUCGACACUCGCUGUCCAAUUAAAUGCUCAGAAUUUCAUCAGUUCAUCUUAUGCAUCUUCCCUUCUUACAGAGGAGCCUUUUCCCUGGAUUUCUCUCACUGAUGCCCAGACCAAGGAGACACCACUGCUGUGCUUUCUAUCAAGCAAUACAUCUAUGCAGCAGUGCAUCUCUGCAGCAUACAAAUCACUGCUGAAGACACCAGUAAAAUUAGAAGAUUACAUCCCAGUGUCCAUGGAGAGAUCAGAGUCUACAUCAGAGCUCCAGUCACGGCUGUCAUCCCUCUCCUUUUCCUCUUUUCCUGGAAUACCAUCCGAACAGCGCUGCGACAGUAGACCGACGGACAGGCUCCAGAACACGGAUCUUUCACAGAGCUUUACCCAGUCCAAAACUAAUAUGGAUGAAACCAAGGAGGACUCAGAGCAUCACUCAGAGGGUAAUGAAGAAGCCCCUUCUGAGCCAGCCCCUGGGGAAGGGGCUGAGGAGAACAACAGUGCUGCAAGCUGUGAAAAGAAAGCCCAGAUGCCGCCCCUGAUGCCCCCAGCAACAUGGACAUCUGUUGCACUGAAGGAGCUGAAGGAAAAACUUCGACCGGAGAAGGACAGUGUGGUGACAGUGUACCGAGGCGACAUCAUGACAGUUAACGUGCCCACUGUGCCCGAGGCCAAAAAAGUGUGCUGGGAGUUUGCUACAGAUGGUUAUGACAUCGGCUUUGGCAUAUAUUUUGACUGGACUCCUGUCACAAACCGAUCUAUCACAGUGCACAUCAGUGAGUCAAGUGAUGAUGAAGAUGAAGAGGAGGACCUAGCAGCACCUGCUACCAAUGGGGACGUUGAAAAGGGCUCCAAGAUUCAAACCACCAAGUCCAACUUAGCUGAAGUCUUACCUGUAUAUCGCCAGGACAGUCACUUGUUGGUCCAUGGGGGGAGCCACGAUUUUCCAGGUGACGGCACUUACCUGCUGAAAUUUGACAACUCCUACUCACUAUGGCGAAAUAAAACUCUUUACUACAGGGUUUAUUAUAGUGACUGAGAUGCCAGUUUGUUGUUUAUGAAUAAUAAUAUUAUUCCUAAGAAUGAUCAACUAUUUUUGAUCCCACACUUGGCAAAAGAUGAAGUCAUAAUAUAAAAGGUUAUAUACAGGCAUAUCUAUUUUUUAUCACUAUCAGCUUGUGGCGCCUCAUAUUUAAUUACCAGACAAUUUUGAAUGCAACAUUUGCUCUGGUGUCUUGCUAAUAGAUAUUUGAAGAAGCCUUGGAUAUGUGCCAUGUUCCCAUGUGAGCACUGUGCUGUUGGGUAAAGUGCCCAUCAUAAAACACAUAUGGUCUUCAGCUGUAACAUUUCUAUGUGAUCAGGGAACACCUGUGCAGAGUUUAUUCACCAUGCCAGGUACUUAAUCGGCAGUUGUUUUUUUUUUUCUGUUGCGUGCGUACACCUUGUUCCACUGCUUUGUUGUUGUUACUUGUUUUUACCCCUCUGCCUCAUAGCAUAAUUCUAUUUUAAUCUAUGUUGACUCCAGUCAUGAUAGAGGUAUAGAAGACAAACUGUAGAAAGACGUGUCUACAGUCACAGUGUGUGUUGGUAACAGAUGUAAGUUGAAUGUGCUGAAAAAAAAAGUAACAGUUUCACAGAGUGCACUUUUUAUGACAUAAAUAAAAGCCAUCCCUUAUCACGUGUUAUGUAAUAUCGAUUCAAUGUAUACGUUUGCUGUGCCCUUCUUUUUUUAACAGUGUCAGAGGUAGAGAGGAGUUAUACCAUUUCAUCUAAAUAUAUUUUGUGCACAGGUUUAUGUAACUGAAGGUCACUGUGUUUGUUUUUGAGUAUCCUCAGUGCCACGGGCACACUUUGAAUUUGAUUGUGUUGAAAACUUUUGUACCUUCAUGUUUCUAAAAUUGAUGCUUCUAUCACAUUCACAUAUGUGCAUGUUUCCAAAGUGCUGGCACAGAUUUGGUUCUAAUGCCGUGUACAAUGUAAAGUGGCUGGUUUAAGGCUUCACACAUUUGCUGUACUAUUUACUGUAAGUUAUGUUAAUUUGUUUCUGAAAUUUAUAUUCCAAAAUAAAGAGAAGAUUGUCUAGU